AUGAUCACAACUAUCUACAGCAUCUUUGGUGUAUUGGGCUUCCUCCUCGUGCUAGACUUCUGGUUUAGACGGCGUUAUGAUCCUAAGGAACCCCCGACCAUCGCACCCAGCAUUCCACUCAUUGGACAUCUCAUUGGCUUCGCCAAGUAUGCUACCGGAUACGCUGCAAUUAUUAGUGUCGGCCGUACUGAAGAAAUCUUUGCUAUCAACUUCUUCAGCUUUCGUAUUUAUAUCAUAAACUCUCGACACCUUAUUCCUGCUGUUCAGAAAAAUAAAUCACUGUCCUUCGCCCCGUUUCAAAAGCAAUUCGCAGACGCCUUAACCCGUCCAUCAAAGCAUACGCUCGACUUGUUCGAUACGGAUCACAUACAUGAAAUUACAAGGGUUCAACUUGCGGCAUGGACCCCCGGAAAGGAUCUGGACCAUCAAAAUGUCCGAGUAGCAGAUACUUUAAUGCUUGAGAUGGAGAAAUUAUCCGAACAAAUCUCAAUGCAAGGAAGUGCGGUGGCAGAUUUCUUCGAGUGGACGAGGUAUACGAACAUGAUCGCGGCUACAAAUGGGAUAUAUGGUAGUGCGAAUCCGAUGAGAGACCCUGAGAUAUGGGGCGCUUUCUUAGGAUGGUAUCCAAAUAUAAUGAGGCAUCUUUCUGGGUACCCUAACUUCCUAUUGAAAGAAUCGGCCAAGGCACGGGAUAAAUUUCUCAAUUCAUUUAGCCAGUAUCUUCAAAGCGAUCACUCGGAUGCCGGAGAGGUUAUUUUUGCCAGGGAGCGGUUAUAUACUAGAGAUCAAGUACCGGUCAAAGAUAUGGCAUCCUCACAGGCGCUGUUCACCGUGGGGCUUAUUGGAAAUUUAAGUCCGACAGUCUUCUGGACAGUCUGGGAUAUAUUCUCUAGGCCACAACUACUCGCCGAUAUCCGUGAGGAAUUGGAGCGAGUCGCUGUAACUAGGCACAAUAACGAGAAGGAGCAAAUAUUCGAGCUUGAUCUCGCAGCACUCAAAUCCCGUUGUCCUUUACUAUUGUCCGCCCAUGAAGAAACUCAAAGAACAAGAUUUAGACAUGCAAAUGUCCGUAAAGCGAUGGAGGACACAGUGUUGGACGGAAGGCACUGGUUGAAAAAGGGAAGCAUGAUAAUAAUACCAAAUAAGAUGAUACAUAACCAUCCUGAGAUAUGGGGCGCAAACGCAAAGGAAUAUAAUCCGAGGAGGUUUACAUCCGAGAAAGGGCUACCAAUUGGGAGAUCUGCAUUGUCAACGUCGUACGCUUUUUUGGCGUGGGGUACAGCGCCGACGCUGUGUCCUGCUAGACAGUUUGCAGCGACGCAGAUAUUACUUUUCACGGCAUUGAUGGUGCUAAGGUUUGAAGUUGACCCGGUCUACGGCGAAGGUCAGUGGAAGGAGCCGAAGCUGUUGACUGGAGCGCUCGCCGUUAUAGAACCUCCGAAUGAGAAAAUGGAUGUGAGGAUUCGGAAUAGGAGGGGCGUAGAAGGGCUAUGGAGAUUGAAGAUGGGCGAAUCGAAAACUAGAGUUCCUAUUGCGUCUGGUUGA
This is a messenger RNA of Orbilia oligospora ATCC 24927, 1545 nucleotides long. RefSeq lists its product as uncharacterized. Gene Ontology annotation, molecular function: heme binding; monooxygenase activity; oxidoreductase activity, acting on paired donors, with incorporation or reduction of molecular oxygen. The record is from RefSeq and is a predicted model, not a curated record. The coding region runs from base 1 to 1545 and encodes 514 amino acids. Lineage: Eukaryota; Fungi; Ascomycota; Orbiliomycetes; Orbiliales; Orbiliaceae. The transcript has 3 exons.